AUGAGUAGCCAAAAAGGAAACGCACACCGAGUGCGACCGCAAAAACAUCAGAACCGUUUCGCGUUCAAAAACAAUUUGCACGACACAAACAUUCGGACCAAACGUCUGAACGCCGUGCAAAUAACCAGCGUGUGUCCGCGCUGUAAGGACAUCUUGGAAUGGAAAAUUAAAUACAAAAAGUAUAAAAUGUUGAAAGCGCCCAAGAACUGCAAUAAAUGUCACAAUAAAUGCGUCAAACAGCCGUACCACACGUCGUGCCAUCAGUGCUCGAGCGAUUUGGCCAUUUGUCCGAAAUGCGCAGUUCCGAGAAGUGAAUGGGCUACGAAAUGCCAGUCGGGUACGAUCGAAAACGAAGACGACGAAGGCAAAGAUUCCGAAUCGGGAUCCGACGGCGAUUCACCCAACGAUUAA
Molecule: messenger RNA, 411 nt
Organism: Adelges cooleyi (spruce gall adelgid)
Lineage: Eukaryota; Metazoa; Arthropoda; Insecta; Hemiptera; Adelgidae
Exons: 1
Coding region: 1-411 (136 amino acids)
Source: RefSeq, a predicted model, not a curated record